CCGGCCUGAUAAAGGAGCUGAGGCCCUGCGCCCAGCGAGACCCCGCCCCUCCGGCGAGCAGAAGCAGCCCCUGCGGGACAGGGGUCUGCAUCGCUAUGGGUUCCACGACCGCCGCAGAGGGAGCCCUGGGCUACGUCCGUGAGUUCACCCGCCACUCCUCCGACGUGCUGGGCAACCUGAACGAGCUGCGUCUGCGCGGGAUCCUCACCGAUGUCACGCUGCUGGUUGGCGGACAGCCUCUUCGAGCUCACAAGGCCGUUCUUAUCGCAUGCAGUGGCUUUUUCUACUCAAUUUUCCGAGGCCGUGCAGGAGUCGGGGUGGAUGUGCUCUCUCUGCCUGGGGGCCCUGAAGCUGGAGGCUUUGCGCCUCUGCUGGACUUCAUGUACACUUCACGCCUCCGCCUCUCUCCCGCAACUGCACCAGCCGUCCUCGCGGCAGCCACCUACUUACAGAUGGAGCACGUGGUACAAGCAUGUCAUCGCUUCAUCCAGGCCAGCUAUGAACCUCUGGGCAUCUCGCUGCGACCCCUGGAGGCGGAACCCCCCACGGCCCCAACAGCUCCUCCACCAGGCAGUCCGAGGCGCUCCGAAGGGAACCCAGACCCACCUACUGAGUCUCGCAGCUGCAGCCAGGGCCCCUCCAGUCCAGGCAGCCCAGACCCCAAGGCCUGCAACUGGAAAAAAUACAAGUUCAUCGUGUUAAACUCUCAGGCCUCCCAAGCAGGGAGCCUGGCAGGGGAGAGGAGUUCUGGGCAACUUUGCUCCCAAGCCAGGCUCCCCAGUGGAGAUGAGGCUUCCAGCAGCAGCAGCAGCAGCAGCAGUGAAGAAGGACACAUUCUGGGUCCCCAGAGCAGGCUCUCUCCAACUGUUGCAUCUCUGCAGUUCAGAUAUGGGGCUUCAGCCAGUAGCCCUCAUCUCUUCACAACCCAGACUCGAGAGACCAAUGGAACACCAUUGGGGCAGGCUCAUCCGCCACCAGGAAGCGAUUUUUUCAGCUGCCGGAAGUGUGAGGCUGUGGCAGGAUGCUCAUCAGAGCUAGAUUCCCAGACUCCUGGAGACAAGGAUAAACCUUACAAGUGUCAGCUCUGCCGGUCUUCCUUCCGCUACAAGGGCAACCUGGCCAGUCACCGCACUGUGCACACAGGGGAAAAACCCUACCACUGCUCCAUCUGCGGAGCCCGCUUUAACCGGCCAGCUAACCUGAAAACACAUAGCCGCAUCCAUUCAGGAGAGAAGCCCUACAAAUGUGAGACCUGCGGCUCGCGCUUUGUACAGGUGGCACAUCUGCGUGCACACGUGCUGAUCCACACUGGAGAAAAGCCCUAUCCCUGCCCCACCUGCGGCACUCGUUUCCGCCACCUGCAGACCCUCAAGAGCCACGUUCGCAUCCACACAGGCGAGAAGCCUUAUCACUGUGACCCCUGCGGCCUGCAUUUCCGGCACAAGAGUCAACUGCGGCUUCAUCUGCGCCAGAAACAUGGAGCUGCUACCAACACCAAAGUGCACUACCACAUUCUGGGGGGACCCUAGCUAAGCGCAGCUCAGACUGCUCUUGCCUCCUGCAAGCUCAAGCUUGGCUCCCCUCUCUGACUUGAGCAUGGGAGUAUGCAAGACAAGCCCUUCUGCCCCUCCCCGGCCCCCCUCCCCAAUCAUAAACUGCAACUAUCCUAAUUUCUUCCGGGAAGAGCAGGGGUGGCAGAUCCUGGCUUGAUGUGCCUCCGUUUUGCUGGUCAAAAUCUCUUCCCCACAAUCAAAAUUACUAAAGAGAGCAAACUGGAAGCUCUGAGAGGCGGGGGAAACUGCAGGCCUGGUUUUAAGGAAAUCUACCGCCUGCAGUUCCUCAUCUCAUUAAUUUUAUCUGUAAAUAUAAUUUAUUGAGGCUGUUGGGUAGCACCAAGGCCUUUCACUGUUGCAUGUCCCACUUAUUUCUUCCAUUAUGUGAUCAAAGGUGGCCUGACAAAGAAUGAGGUCACAGCUCUGCUGGCAGAGAUGAGCACUUGCCUGUCCCCUUUGGCUUGAGUGUUUUAUACUAUUAUUAUUAUUAUUUUUAUUAUUAUUGUGACUUUUAUCUUUAGAAUUGUUCUUUGUUCUAUUUGUUUUCUUGUUGGUUUGGUUAAAAUGAAAGAAAGGGGUUCUGUGUGCCCAGCCCCUCCAAUUUUAGGUCUGGGACCUUUGUUAUGGCAGCUCUGGAAACAUGUGAUUUGGGGGGAUGGGUCAGGAACACCCUCUGGUAUUCUGGGCAUUCUAGGUUCUCUAGCAGGUAGAACUGGACUUAGACGUUUCUUCAAGGGUUAUAGGAAACUUUAUAGUGUGCCAGAAAUGGAGUAGCAAUGUCUCCUGGAAGCUGGAGAGAGGGAGUAAAUGGAGGCUGGUGGUCUUUUCUGCAAAGAGAGUAAAUUUCCCCAUAAAUGUGGUCACCUGGGUGUAGCUCUAGCCUUCUAGUGCCCACCCAGGAGCUUGUGUUAAGUCCAGAAUAUUCCGGGGCUGGAGUGAUAGCACAGCAGGUAGGGUGUUUGCCUUGCACGCGGCCAACCCGGGGUUCGAUUCCCAGCAUCCCAUAUGGUCCCCUGAGCACGGCCAGGGGUAAUUCCUGAGUGCAGAGCCAGGAGUGACCCCUGAGCAUCUCUGGGUGUGACCAAAAAGCAAAAAAAAAAAAAAAAAGUCCAGAAUAUUCCCACUGGGACUUGUUCUUAACACUAAUCUGAGCACUCCAUGGGAGAGAUAUCUGAGAUCCGUUAUUAGAGAUGACAAAACCUUUCUGAUUCUGCAAGAAUGUUAAGAUUUAGGGAAGAAUUAUGAAACUCUUAUCUUGAGUGGUGAUCCAUCCUUUACUACAGAAAUAUGUGGAUUGGAGUAGUCCUUAGGAUGAUCUCUCCCUGAACAAGUGCUUUCCCUUUAAUAGGUAUUUGUACAUUUUCUGGAAAGUGUCCAAAUACUAGGAACUUCUUUGACUCUAGAAGCCACAGAUGCAGGGCAAUGUCCUUACCUGUUAAAAUCUGAAUCUCUGGGCUGGAGAUACAAUACAACGGGUAGAGAAUCUUGCAUGCAGCUGACUGAGUUCAAUUCCCAGCACCCCAUAGUUCAGGAAUAAAACAUGAGCAUCAUGACCAGGAGUGGCACAAAAAUAAAAAAGCCCUGUGUGUAACACAGUUAUCACUGCAUUUCUGUCUGGGAAUAGUGAAUGCACUCAAAUCUUCCACAGAGAGAGGACAGGGGCUGAGUUCCAUUCUAUGUUCACUGUAGUUUAAGGUAAUGAUUAUGAUAUUGUUGGAAUUAGUGAGGGUAGAAGGUUUAAAAGACUGACUGUAGGGCUAAAGUAUCCUUGUAAUUGACCAACUACCCAAGUAGGAUUAAGAUGAUAAGUGGUACAGUCACUGGGCCAAGUAGGUAGACAGUUCGGAAUAGGGUUACCUCUUAAUUGGGUAAAAUGUCUGAAAUAUAAGAUGAUGCUUUCAAACUUUUGAUUUACAGUCCUGCUCCUGUUGUUGCCCUGGGACCAUUUGUUUAUGAGGCAUGAGGUGGAGGAUAAGAAGCACUUUGACUGUUGGGUAGAAUUUCCUCAAUGAUGUAUAAGUAACAGUACUUUCACUAGGGUAGUGGGAGAAAGCUACCCUUCUCUCUCUUUUCUAUAUUUUCCAAUGCAGAACUAAAGGACAGGAAAGCAGAGUAGAUAGAUGUGAGAAGGAAUCAUGAUUUUGAUUUAUAGAUUGAUGAUCAGGUGGAGAGUAUCAAGGGGUAGAGGUGUUAUAUCUUGUAAGAUAAGAUUUUUGGAAUAAAGAAGCAUUCCAUUAAUGUUUUCUGUGUCCUUGGUUCUAG
Molecule: messenger RNA, 3815 nt
Organism: Sorex araneus (European shrew)
Lineage: Eukaryota; Metazoa; Chordata; Mammalia; Eulipotyphla; Soricidae
Gene: BCL6B
Product: BCL6B transcription repressor
Exons: 9
Coding region: 96-1529 (477 amino acids)
Biological process (GO): regulation of transcription by RNA polymerase II
Molecular function (GO): protein binding; RNA polymerase II cis-regulatory region sequence-specific DNA binding; DNA-binding transcription factor activity, RNA polymerase II-specific
Source: RefSeq, a predicted model, not a curated record